UGGGAUGGGGUGACAAUCGUUCUCUAGAAUGUGAAAGUGACCUUUGACAGAACAGUGCCCAGGACUUUGUCCCAGGACUCGCGAUCUGGAGAGGUCAGCUGCCGGGCUUGUAUAGCUCGUGUUCUCUCUCUCUCUCUCUCUUUCUCUCUCUCUCCUCUCUUCCCCUCCUCUCUCCUCUCGAUUCAUCAGCUACAGCCUGAGGUGUUGUCACACCAAGUGGUUCACACCCAAGUGAAUGUUUCGCUCUGAAGUCAUCAGCUCCAAAGCUCUCCAUGCUGACUGGCCACCCCGAACGGAACGCGAGGAGGCUGCCUUGCCCACCCCUGUCACAAUGGGUAAAUUCUAACCGGUUAGAUCUAGCGGAUAUCUAACCUACAGAACAACUGAAAUAUUUCCUUCUCUCCGCUUCCUUCCCACAACAGACCCCUUUCCCUGUGACACUCUGGCUGAAUGACGUCGGGAUGCGGAUAAGAGGCGGGAAGUUUGUGGGGGCAGUUCCCGCAAGAUUUAGAGCCUGGGGAAGUUUGGCCUGGUUCAAGAGAGGUCACCACCCACUUGGAGUCCUAGGGGCGGGGCCUCUUCGGGGGCGUGGCCAAGGCCAAGGGCGGGGCAGGGAGGCAGCAUGCUAAACCGGGUGCGCUCGGCUGUGGCGCACCUGGUGAGCUCGGGUGGCACUCCGCCCCAGCGCCCUAAGUCCCCCGAUUCGCCCAGCGAUACCUCCACGCCGCCUGUCGCCUCAGAAACACCUAAGAGCCCCCCGGCGAGGCCUGGGAGCGAGGUCUGGGCACCCCCGAAGACCGCGGAGACUCGGGCGAGCUUCUCCAGACCCACCUUUCUUCAGCUGAGCCCCGGGGGGCUGCGACGCGCGGACGACCACACAGGCCGGGCUGUGCAAAGCCCCCCGGACACCGGUCGCCGCCUGCCCUGGAGCACAGGCUAUGCCGAGGUCAUCAAUGCUGGCAAGAGCAGGCACAAUGAGGACCAGGCUUGCUGUGAAGUCGUGUAUGUGGAAAGCCGGAGGGGUGUUCCAGGGGCCUCCAGGGAGCCUCCCCGGAACCAGGGACUCUGCUUCUACUACUGGGGCCUGUUUGAUGGGCAUGCUGGUGGCGGAGCUGCUGAAAUGGCUUCCCGGCUCCUGCAUCGCCACAUCCGGGAGCAGCUAAAGGAUCUAGUAGAAAUACUUCAGGACCCCUUGCCGCCUCCCCUCUGUCUCCCAUCCACUCCAGGGACCCCGGGUUUCUCAGAUCCGUCACACAUGGUCAGCCCUCAGUCCUGCUGGUCUCCACAGAAGGAAGUAACCCACGAGAGCCUGGUAGUAGGGGCCAUCGAGAAUGCCUUCCAGCUCAUGGAUGAGCAGAUGGCUCGGGAGCGGCGUGGCCACCAAGUGGAGGGGGGCUGCUGUGCACUGGUUGUGGUGUACCUGCUAGGCAAGAUGUAUGUGGCCAAUGCAGGAGACAGCAGGGCCAUCAUUAUCCGGAAUGGUGAAAUCAUUCCAAUGUCCCGGGAGUUCACACCAGAGACGGAGCGCCAGCGUCUUCAGCUGCUUGGCUUCCUGAAACCAGAACUGCUGGGCAGUGAGUUCACCCACCUUGAGUUUCCCCGAAGAGUUCAGCCCAAGGAGCUGGGGCAGAGGAUGCUGUACAGGGACCAGAAUAUGACUGGCUGGGCCUACAAAAAGAUUGAGCUGGAGGAUCUCAGGUUUCCUCUGGUCUGUGGGGAGGGCAAAAAGGCCCGGGUCAUGGCCACCAUCGGGGUGACCCGAGGCCUCGGAGACCACAACCUUAAGGUCUGCAGCUCCACUCUGCCCAUCAAGCCUUUUCUCUCCUGCUUCCCCGAGGUACGAGUGUAUGAUCUGACGCAGUAUGAGCACUGUCCGGAUGAUGUAUUAGUCCUGGGAACGGAUGGCUUGUGGGAUGUGACUAAUGACUGUGAGGUAGCCGCCACUGUGGACAGGGUGCUGUCGGCCUAUGAGCCCAAUGAUCCCAGCAGGAAAUCGACUGCCUGUGUGAUGGUGAUGGUAUAUGCAGUGUAGCCCAGCGGUGUCCUAGGCUGUGCCAGCCCAGUUUGUGUAAGUAUACUUCCUGCUCUUCACACAGGGAUGAAAUUCCUCGGCGACACGUUCUCAUAACAUGUCUAAUAUAAAGGGAUGUGUGACUCUGCUGUUGACUAUUUAAAAAACCUUUCAUAUUUGCCUUUAUUCCUGCCUCCCUCGUAACAUUAGAUCUUUAUUACACCAACUUCCUAACUUCAGAGGCUCCUUAUUGUGCCCAGAACAGACCUGAAGUUGGUCCUGAGCACGGCAUAUAAGGACCUUAAAAUAGGAUCAGGUUGCUAUGUCUUUCUCUAGCUUCACCAUCUUCCUCCAAACUCUGGGCUUGUCAGAGCUCCACCUUACUUUAAAUCUCACAUUACCAUUUCUUGCCUAUUUCACCCGUCCUGUCCUCCCGGUCUGGGUAUCCCCCAUCCCCUGCAUGCUGCUAAGGUAGUUACCCUCCAGAAUUAUAACUGCCCAUAGGAGGAGCCAAAGGGGAGUAGCCAUGAAGAGCAGGGACUCUCAAGUCCGACUGUUUUGCCCCGACACCACUGUAACUUCUGUGAGCCUCCGUGUCUCAGUAAAGUAUAGAUAACAGUACUGCCUCAUAAGAACUAAGCGUAGUUCGUGUGGGUAGGGUGAGCAAGGUUCAUGUAACAAUGCUUCAAUAAAUGUUAGCUAUGUUAGGUUGUCUGUGUUCUUCAUUUAGGCUGUAAGUUAUCUGAAGGCCGAAAUUUGUGGUUAGUAACAGCAUUCUGUUCACAGCCAGCCAAUGCUUACUGAAUGAAUUAAAAGACUUGGGUGCCAAACUGCCUUUCACCACCUCAGUUGCCUGAUUUGCCAAAUGUGUGGUUUGUCCUUCAGAUCCUGAGCAAGUGACUGUGUAUGUAUCUGCCUGUGUUUGAGAGAGCUUUGGCAGCCCUGCUCCCUCAGGAGUGCUGGGGUUACAGGUGUGAGCCCCAAGCCCAGCUGUACCUGCAGUAGACUCCAUGUGAUUUCUAACAUGCGUUUAUUCGGCAAGUCCUUGUUGAAAGCUGUGAUGAGCAGAACAUUGAUUAGAUGGUGCAGAGGGCAGGUUGGAGGAGGAGCAUGGGAGGCAGCAGGGAGCCAGCACCU
Myodes glareolus (Bank vole) is the source of this 3148-nucleotide messenger RNA. Lineage: Eukaryota; Metazoa; Chordata; Mammalia; Rodentia; Cricetidae. The record is from RefSeq and is a predicted model, not a curated record.